Eptesicus fuscus (big brown bat) is the source of this 1374-nucleotide messenger RNA. RefSeq names its product interleukin 7 receptor (gene IL7R). Gene Ontology annotation, biological process: cytokine-mediated signaling pathway; hemopoiesis; positive regulation of receptor signaling pathway via JAK-STAT. Bases 1 to 1374 code for a protein of 457 amino acids. Gene Ontology annotation, cellular component: external side of plasma membrane; membrane. Gene Ontology annotation, molecular function: cytokine receptor activity; protein binding. The record is from RefSeq and is a predicted model, not a curated record. NCBI's taxonomy places the organism in Eukaryota, Metazoa, Chordata, Mammalia, Chiroptera, Vespertilionidae. The transcript has 8 exons.
AUGACAAUUCUAGGUAUAGCUUUUGGUAUUGUUUUCUGCUUACUUCGAGUCGUUUCUGGAGAAAGUGGCUAUGCACAGAAUGGAGACUUGGAGGACGCCGAGCCCGACUACUCGUUCUCCUGCUACAGCCAGCUGGAGGUGAGCGGGUCCCAGCACCUCCUGCGCUGUGCUCUCGAUGACCCGGACGUCAACAGCACCCACCUGCAAUUUGAAAUAUGUGAAGCCCUUUUGGAAGUAAAGUGCCUGAAUUUUAGUAAACUGCAAGAGAUAUAUUUCCUCAAAACAAGUAAAUUCUUACUGAUUGGAGACAGCAAAAUAUGUGUGAAGCUUGGACAAAGGAUCUUAACUUGCAGGAAAAUGAGCAUAGUCCAUAUAGUUAAACCUGAGGCUCCUUUUGACAUAAGAGUCAUCUAUCGUGAGGAAGCAAAUGACUUUGUGGUGACAUUUAAUACAUCACACUUGCAAAAGAAAUAUGUAAAAAAUUUAAUACACGAGGUAGCCUACCACCAGGAAAAAAAUGAAGAUGAUUGGAUGCACGUGAAUUUAUCCAGUACAAAGCUGACACUCCUGCAGAGAAAACUACAACCUGAUGCAAUGUAUGAGGUUAAAGUCCGAUCCAUCCCUACUGACUAUUAUAAAGGCUUCUGGAGUGAAUGGAGUCCAAGUUGCCACUUCAGAACUCCAGAGGCCAAGGGCCCAGGAAAGAUGGAGCCUGUUCUACUUAUAGUCAGCAUUCUGAGUUUCUUCUCUGUGGCUGUGAUGGUCAUCUUGGCCUGUGUGUUAUGGAAAAAAAGGAUUAAGCCUAUUGUAUGGCCCAGUCUCCCUGAUCAUAAGAAGACUCUGGAGCAACUGUGUAAGAAACCAAAAAAGAAUUUGACUGUGAGUUUCAAUCCUGAGAGUUUCCUGGACUGUCAGAUCCAUAAGGUGGAUGGCAUUCAAGCUAGAGAUGAAGUGGAAGGCUUUCUGCAAGACACAUUCCCUGCACAACUUGAGGAGUCUGAGAAGCAGAGGCUUGGAGGGGGUGUGCAGGGCCCCAACUGGCCAAGCAAGCAUGCAGUCAUCACCCCAAAAACUUUCAGAGGAGAUGCAUCCCUCAGGUGCCUGGCUGGGAAUGUCAGUGUGUGUGGUACCCCUGUACUCCCCUCCUCCAGGUCCCCAGUCUGCAGGGAAGGUGGCAAGAAUGGGCCUCGUGUGUACCAGGACCUGCUGCUUGGGCCUGGAACUACAAAUGCCACUCUGCACCCUCCAUUUCCUUUCCAAUCAGAAAUCCUGACAUUGAACCCAGCUGCCCAGGGACAGCUCCUCCUCACUCCCUUGGGAUCAAACCAAGAAGAAGCAUAUGUCACCAUGUCCAGCUUCUACCAAAACCAGUGA